CCUCAAGCCUUUAAGCUUGACACGUCAGAAAUCCCGACUGUUUGAUCCGAUUCUCAGGGUCAGCAAAUGAGCCAGUAAUUUUUCGUGUACUGAAAUACAAAGUAAGCACAGCUUGGUGCAUGCUGCAUGUGCUGACCUCUUUUUCGGCCUUGCAACUUUUGGUUGUCUCAGCCUGCAGAUAAAAGGCCUGGCUGUUGGUCUUUCUUUUGAUAUUUCUUUUGGCCCUUGGAAACACGAGACAUACCUGGUACCUAGUACCAACCACCAGAAUCAUCUCUAGACACCUAAGGCAACCAAUCAUUCCUCAACAGCUAAUCUAAAGGCUGUACUUGAUAUAAGAAGAGAACUCUCUUGUCAUCUCGCAAUCAUACACACAAUUGUGCACUUCACUUCUACACCCACCUACUCGCAGGCUCGGAUCCUCUCAAUCGACCCACGACUACGAAUACCCUAACAAAACAGUUACCCUAAUCAACAUGGCGGAACUUGCAGCGGGGGCCUGGAGUUGGAUUCAAGAGAAUCCAGGCAGAGCAGCAGUUUGCGCAGCUGGCGGCGUGGCAGUCGCGGCACCGGCCCUUGUCGCCGGUCCAGCACUAGCCGUGGCUGGAUUUGGAGCCAACGGUAUCGUAGGAGGCUCGAUAGCGGCCGGUGUCCAGUCUGGAAUCGGAAAUGUAGUGGCGGGAGGCCUGUUUGCUACGCUGCAGAGCGCAGCCAUGGCGGGCUACGGAGCCGCCGCUGUUAACGGUGUCGUCCAAGUUGGGGGUGCCCUCGGCGUAGUUGGCGCCGUCUUAAAAUCGGACACUCCGGAUUUACGAAAGCUUAAUCCCCUAGAACGUAUACAAUAUGUGUUGAACGGCGACAACAAGGAUGGUGGUAGUUGGAGUGACUUCGAUUUGAAGGGUACCUGUUUGAAGAGUGACAUUGUAAAGGUAGCAAAGCAGUCUUGGGAUGACGUUACGCUGGAUAAGUUGGUUGAUAUGACGAAGGCGACGCCCCAGCUGGUCGAGCGCCUCAAGGGAAUCAAGGAGUCGUUGGGAAAAUACUAAGUUAAGCAUGCAUAAGGCUGCUGUAUAAAUGGCCAUUGAGCCUAUCCGGUAUGAGCAAGCACAUGUAGUACGGGAUUGAGGAGGAGAACAUUCAGGCAUGAGAUUCAUAGUAGCUUAGCAUAUUGGCUAUCAUCCCA
Daldinia caldariorum is the source of this 1183-nucleotide messenger RNA. RefSeq lists its product as uncharacterized. The record is from RefSeq and is a predicted model, not a curated record. The transcript is spliced from 3 exons. Gene Ontology annotation, cellular component: membrane. Bases 477 to 1046 code for a protein of 189 amino acids. NCBI's taxonomy places the organism in Eukaryota, Fungi, Ascomycota, Sordariomycetes, Xylariales, Hypoxylaceae.